Molecule: messenger RNA, 2325 nt
Organism: Papilio xuthus (Asian swallowtail)
Lineage: Eukaryota; Metazoa; Arthropoda; Insecta; Lepidoptera; Papilionidae
Product: lipoma-preferred partner homolog
Exons: 3
Coding region: 93-1349 (418 amino acids)
Biological process (GO): cell-cell adhesion
Cellular component (GO): stress fiber; focal adhesion
Source: RefSeq, a predicted model, not a curated record
UUAAACAAGCUAUCUUCUCGAAAAAGGUGUAAUUCUGAAAAUUACUCAUUGACUCAUUAUAUGACAUAAAAGUAAUUAAUUAAGUUUUUGAAAUGAAUACAUUGGAUAAACAAUUAGCCGAUCUACGAAUAUAUGCUAACGAAUUGGACGCAAAGCUUCAAGAUGAUAUUAAUUCGGCUAAAAUAAAACCUUCUAUUCCGCCCAAAAAAAGUAAAGCGCCGCAGCCUCAAAUUCCACAAAGUUACACAGUAAAAUCCGCGUGCGAGCCAUCAUAUUCCUCAAGAUUAGAGUACGGAAGCCGAACAAGUUCUACGUAUUCAAAUUUAGUGCCCGUAAAGAGUUGCAUUGUGAGAAAUUCUUCGCGACUUCGCAGCGGUGAUGUACUUUUGUACAGUAAUUUGCUACCUCCGGGAGGUACGAACCAUGUUUACUCUAAUAUUCCUAUGCAGCGUACAUCGGAGAGUAUCUAUGGUGAUCGCGACGCGAGAUCUGAAGUGUCUAGAAUAAGUGAUUUGGGUGCUCAGUCGAAUUACAGCGAAUUACGUCGACCAGGAUCGGCUUACCCGCCUUCUUCGGCGUCCGUUAAUGCUCAAGACUUCUCUACUUACGGUGGUUCACAGACAUCGUCAACUUAUGAGUCUUUAUAUGAGCCUAUAAAUCCAAGACCUUGUAGUCAAUUAUCUGGUACAUCAUUGUAUGGAGGGUAUGUUGGCACCGCUGAGCCCACCCCGGAGCCUGAUGAUGCACUAUACUGUGGUAAUUGUUACCGUUGUGGGGAGAAAAUUAUGGGAGAGACCACUGGGUGUACCGCAAUGGAAAGAAUAUAUCAUAUUAAAUGUUUCUGCUGUCAGCAGUGUGGUAUUAAUUUACAGGGACGCCCAUUCUAUGCAGUGCAAGGUAAAGCACUUUGUGAAAGAGACUACCUAGAUACAUUGGAAAAAUGUUGUGUGUGUGGCGACCCUAUCUUGGACAGGAUACUGCGAGCUACUGGCAAGCCAUACCAUCCUCGUUGUUUCACUUGUGUGGUCUGCCAGAAGAGUCUUGAUGGUAUACCAUUCACUGUUGAUGCGGUUAACCGAAUUCACUGUAUUGAAGAUUUUCAUAAGAGGUACGCUCCCCGUUGCGCACGUUGUAGGGAACCUAUAGUGCCGGAAGGAGGCGCGGAAGAGACGGUCCGUAUUGUGGCUUUGGAUAAGAGCUUUCAUUUUGCAUGCUAUGCGUGCGAAGACUGCGGUGCCUCACUCUGCUCCAGGGAGGAGGGCAAAGGAUGCUAUCCACUGGACGGACAUUUAUACUGCAAACAGUGCAAUGCAAGACGUAUACAAGAUCUGUCAAGGAAUAUUAACUAAGUAAACAUCAAUGUAUUUAAUUUCAAUUCAACUCCGAUUAAUAGAAAUAAGGAAUGGCAAAUUCUAUAUAUAGUGGCCAUUACUCUGUCUCUUUUGUGGUAAAAGUAUGGAACUGCUUUGUAGGUAAGACAAGUUUGAUGACUAUUUAGUAUGUAAAAAAAUGAAUUCAUAGUAUGUUGCAUUGUUGGAAGGGAUAGGAUAUCUCACAUUAAUGAAAUGAUGUGCAGGUUUAAAUUAAAAUAAAAAAUUGUUAUUAGCAAUUGUAAAGUCAUAGAUACAGCUUAAUUAUUAUUACGCUUUAAAAAAUCUCUUGAUACAUUUGUAGAAAAAGUUGUGCUUUGAACUUUAGGAUUAUUGUAACAUGUUUUGUGAUUGUGGCAUUUUACAUAAGUCAACUGUAUUAAAAUAUUACUAGAAUAUUCAUGUUCUUAUAUACCCAGUUUAAAUAUAUAUAUAUAUAUUUCCUUUUAGGAAUUGAUUUAGUAUGUAUUCGAAAAAAAACAAGUUUUUACUAAACAAUUGUACCAAGUAUUAGGUAGAAAAAUGCAAAAUUGAUCACUGCCACUUGUAAACAACUUUUGCUGUUACCAGUUUUUUGAGAAUAUAAGUGUAGAUAAUUUUAGAAUAAGAAUUUCUCCUGUUAUUUAAAAUCACAUUUACAUACUUAUAGAAGUUUACACUCAAGUCAUUUUAUGCAAGUUCUUGCUUAGAAAAAUGAUGUAUGAAUAAUAAAGAUUCACAAUUCUUCUUCUUCUUCUAGUGCCUCUUCAGUCUUGAAGGUUGGCCGCUAACUUGGAAUAUUUGGUUCUGUAAUAAAAUAUAAAUGUAAUACACAAUAGUGAAUGUUAAAGUAUUGUAGUUUUAUUAUAACUUUAUGUACACAAACAUUAUCUGACAGUGUACUUUUGAGCCAAUUUUGGCUUGAUUAGAACUUUUAAAUUCGCAUGUUUGUUUGAGACCCAACUUAAUUGUUUUU